AUGGAUAUCGAAACAAUAAACUUCCCAUUAAGACAGCUACCUCCAGAAAUUUUCCAAAUAGUGCUAUUUCAUUUAUCUCAAGCAUCAAUCAUUUCAUUAUCGAAAACUUGCAGAGCAUUGAAGCAACAAUGUUAUUCAAAACUAUAUGGGAACAUCUACAUCAUUGUCUCAACUUACUGCCGAAGCUAUGAAUUCACAGUGACAAAAAAAAUGAAAUCCAGAAUGACACUGUCCCAAAAUUUCACAGUUAUUAGUGGAUUAUUAAGUUUGAGUAAAUUUGUUACACAUACGUUACCAACUCUGAGAACUUUUGUGACAAAAUUAUAUGUUGACUUCUUAAGUUUUGAUAAGGUUUUGAAUCCAAGAAUAUUUGAUUUGUUAUUUGAUGGUCCUCAUGCUGGUGAUCCUUUAGAUGUUCGAGAUUUUGAAGUUCCAAAUGACAAGUAUUUAAUUAUGGAAGAUAUCAAUAGUGUUCGGAAAUUAUUUCUGAGACAUUUUUUCCUAAGAUUGAGGAAAAUGGAUGGUUACGAAGUUGAAUACUUUAAAAAAAUUGAUAAUCCAUUGUCUUUUAGUGGUGAUUUGAUUUCUUAUUCCACUGUUAUUAACUAUGAAGCCAUGAUUAUAGAUUUGAAUGAAGUUAUUGAUGGUUGUGAGAGAGCACUAGUUUUAGAUUAUAGAACUUAUGAAGCAUGGCCAUUGUUACAACAUAAAGUUACUCAAAAGACAAUUCAUGUCCAUAGAGCUCAUUACAUUGCUCGUGAAUAG
Molecule: messenger RNA, 765 nt
Organism: Hansenula anomala
Lineage: Eukaryota; Fungi; Ascomycota; Saccharomycetes; Phaffomycetales; Wickerhamomycetaceae
Exons: 1
Coding region: 1-765 (254 amino acids)
Molecular function (GO): protein binding
Source: RefSeq, a predicted model, not a curated record